This is a messenger RNA of Bombus huntii, 399 nucleotides long. RefSeq names its product cytochrome c oxidase subunit 6A2, mitochondrial-like. Gene Ontology annotation, cellular component: mitochondrial inner membrane. Bases 1 to 390 code for a protein of 129 amino acids. Gene Ontology annotation, biological process: mitochondrial electron transport, cytochrome c to oxygen. Lineage: Eukaryota; Metazoa; Arthropoda; Insecta; Hymenoptera; Apidae. Gene Ontology annotation, molecular function: enzyme regulator activity. The transcript has 3 exons. The record is from RefSeq and is a predicted model, not a curated record.
AUGAUUUUCAUCUUUGCUGUUCAGCGAUGCGCGAAAAACUUUAUCAGCUUCGUUGUAUGUACGUUAUUUAACAACAUAACUUGUGGCUUUGCAAGUACAGUGGCCUAUGAAGAGAAACUUUUGCAACUGGUGACUGUCAUCGGUGCGAUCGUGUUAAUAGGUAUAUCGUGUUACGUUUACACCAAGGUGGAAGAAUCGGAUAAACAAUCGAGGCCUGUGUUCAUUGAUGUUCCUUAUAUGAGGCGAAUAAAUAAGCCUUUUCCAUGGGGCGACGGGGAACACACCUUGUUCCAUAAUCCCGUGAGAAAUCCAAUAUCUCCGCAUGGUUACGAGGUAGAAGAUCCAAACGCUGUGACGCCAAGCCAAACCGCAGGGUUAAGGAAACGAUAAACGAAGAAG